UCAUGUCUUGAUCACAAACCAUGGAGCUAAUGAUGAUCAAGAAGCAACACAUGGUCCUCCUAGCUCUCGUCAUGUCCAUUCAACAUGAUUGGGCGAAUGGCGCCUCGAGAACAAGAGAAUGGCGCAAGCUUGUCAACUCCCCGGCAUUGCCACCAUACCAAGACGUGGUAGGAGGAGCCCGGCCACCAACUCCGGCACACGACGUUCAGCCGUCCCCUCCGUACUGUGCGUACCCUCCCCCCGCCAAUCCCACCUCACCGGCGGCGCCGUCGAUCCCCCCUCCAGCCGGUGCGCUGCCACCGUCCACGGCACCGGUCGGCAACCCCAGCCCGCCAGCCAACGCACCAGCGAGCCCCCGCGCGGGCCCUCCGGCUGGUGCUCCACGGGCGGGAGGCCCGACAGCCAUCGGCGCGCCGCAGGGGCUGUGGUGCGUGGCGAACCCGACGGUGGAGAGCGUGGACGUGCAGGCGGCGAUGGACUACGCGUGCGGGUCGGGCGCCGACUGCGGCAUGGCAGCGCCCGGCGGGCCGUGCUACCUACCGGACACGCUGAUGGCGCAUGCCUCCUUCGCCUUCAACAGCUACUGGCAGCGCAACAAGGCCGCCGGCGGCACCUGCGACUUCGCCGGCUCCGCCAUGCUCAUCACCAAAGACCCCAGUUACGAUGAGUGCCGGUACGUGUACAUGUGAUUGCAACGGAGCUCCUCAUAGAAAUGGAGCAAUUUCCAAGACUAUCGAUAAGCACACGGUUCACACGACUUCUGUAUGAUGUAAAUGCAUCGUUUUUUUAAUGGUUGGACCCAUGGAAUGUCACGGGUACAUGAACAUUUGCUCUGGACUAUUCAACUAUU
Molecule: messenger RNA, 850 nt
Organism: Triticum aestivum (bread wheat)
Lineage: Eukaryota; Viridiplantae; Streptophyta; Magnoliopsida; Poales; Poaceae
Product: major pollen allergen Ole e 10-like
Exons: 3
Coding region: 21-689 (222 amino acids)
Source: RefSeq, a predicted model, not a curated record